Danio aesculapii is the source of this 1257-nucleotide messenger RNA. Its product is annotated as 7 transmembrane receptor domain-containing protein. Gene Ontology annotation, cellular component: neuron projection; plasma membrane. Gene Ontology annotation, biological process: G protein-coupled receptor signaling pathway. The record is from RefSeq and is a predicted model, not a curated record. Lineage: Eukaryota; Metazoa; Chordata; Actinopteri; Cypriniformes; Danionidae. The transcript has a single exon. Gene Ontology annotation, molecular function: neuropeptide Y receptor activity; neuropeptide binding. The coding region runs from base 1 to 1134 and encodes 377 amino acids.
AUGGAUCCUCUUCUGGAACAAGUUUUGGCGGGCUUCAACACAACCCUGAGCACUUCCAAUCGGACUGACCCCCUUGAUAAAUUCUCAGGAACCCAGCUGCUUCUACGCUUCAAACCUUUAUUUAUUCCACUCUACGCCUUAGUUGUUGUCGUGGCUGGUGUCGGGAACGGUUUCCUUCUUGCCUGCAUUCUGGCAGACAAGAAACUUCAUAAUGCCACCAAUUUUUUCAUUGGCAACCUUGCUGCUGGGGACUUGCUGAUGUGCCUAAGCUGUGUGCCGCUAACUGCAUCGUAUGCAUUUGAUGCACAGGGUUGGGCAUUCGGACGUCCGAUGUGCCACCUUAUUCCUCUGGUACAAGGUGCAACAGUCUUCGCCUCUGUACUAUCCCUCACCGCCAUUGCCAUGGACCGAUAUGUGGUGGUAGCGUACCCAGUGCGGAGACGUAUCUCUGUGUGGGGUUGUGGCGCAGUGGCAUUGGGUGUCUGGGCAGUUUCGUUGGCCCUUGCCGCUCCCCCUUCCCUCCACACUCGCUACGUGGACCUGCGACCCAGUGGGAUGGAGUUGGUAGUGUGUGAGGAGUUUUGGCUGGGUGCAGAACGACAGCGCCUACUCUACUCAUGCUUCUUCUUACUGGCAUCCUACAUGAUCCCACUGCUGUCUGUAAGCAUCUCCUACUGUGCCAUCAGUGUGCAUCUCCGCAAACACACAUUACCUGGAGAGCCUUCCCAGAGCCAGCAGCGCUGGAGCAAGCAGCGCCGCAAGACUUUCUCCCUACUGGUGGCCUCAGUUCUUGCCUUUGCUCUCUGUUGGCUCCCAUUGCAAGUCCUCAAUCUUCUUCUGGAUCUAGACUCGGACUUCCAGAUCGUGGACAAACACUAUGUAAAUGUGCUGCAGGUUAGUUGCCAUCUGAUCGCCAUGAGCUCAGCCUGCUACAACCCCUUCAUCUAUGCCUCGUUGCACAGUAAGGUCCGCAUGCACCUUCGGGGUUACCUGUGCCCCUGCAGGCAUAGUGGGCAGGACCUACUGUCUCGCUGUGCCUCCCGCAAUCCCGCCACCUGCCUGACACUCAUUUCUGAGAUAGCGGUGAAGGAGAACCAAUCACCCGAGAGCCCCGUUCCUGACAGCUGCCUCUGAAGAUACAAGACACAUCAGCACAGACUAUUCAGAAGGAGCACUCAGACAUUAAGGAGGUUUUUGCAGCACUGGAGUGGUAUUCCAGCCAAUAUUCGAUGUUCUUGUCUGAGAACUAAGGGUUUU